Messenger RNA from Corticium candelabrum, 758 nucleotides. RefSeq lists its product as uncharacterized. The transcript has a single exon. NCBI's taxonomy places the organism in Eukaryota, Metazoa, Porifera, Homoscleromorpha, Homosclerophorida, Plakinidae. Gene Ontology annotation, molecular function: nucleic acid binding. The record is from RefSeq and is a predicted model, not a curated record. Gene Ontology annotation, biological process: DNA integration. Bases 144 to 596 code for a protein of 150 amino acids.
ACAUACACCCUGUCACGGGACGGAUUAGCCAAGGGACCAAAGGUGGACGCGGUAAUGAAAAUAGAACCGCCAAAAGACGUUCCGACUCUUAGAUCAUUUCUAGGAUCAAUUCAGUUUAUGGCAAGUUCCCACCAGAUCUAGCAAUGGUCAUGGAACCAUUGACAACUACCCAGUUGCUAGAGGAAGAUUUCUCACACUUUGGCUACCCGCACGUCAUAGUUUCGGACAACGCUACCACCUUUUCCUCACAGGAGUUCAAAACCUGGUGCCAUGAAAGAGUAAUGGUGCAUCUGACGGGAGCACCUUAUCAUCCAGCCACCAACAGUGCCGCUGAGAGACUUGUCCAAACAUUCAAGCGUUUCUUGAAAAAGUCCAAGAAAUCUCCUAAGGAACCUCUUCAGGAAUUUAUUAUGCAAUACAGACGUUCGCCAUUAGCUAAUCGAUAUUCGCCCAGCGAAUUACUCAACAAUCGGCAGAUACGAACCAAGAUUGAUACACUAUUGCCGUCCCCGGCACAUGAAGCUCAAGAACGCCAAGCUCGAGAAGCCACGAAGUCAAAGGCCAAAGAGUUUCAACGCACGGUACAACGUCCAUAGGCACUACCAAGUAGGAACACCAUGUUAUGCACUCUACUGUUGGCCAAGACGCACCAGUGACCCUAGAUGAGUUCCAGCAACCGUAAUCAAAGUACAGGGUUCCCGGAGCAUGAAUGUAAGGGUACAUCCGCGUGAACCUAUCUGGCGGCGUCACUUAGAACA